CAUCACCCCAUUUGUGUUCCUAUAAAUUUGGUUCAAAGUUUUCAGUCAGAUCAUCAAGAACUUGAACGUGCCAAUGCCAGCUAAAAUCACAACGAGGGUGCCCAUGGGAGUUUCAGAGGGGGCUAAAAAUGUUGCCAUCAUCUUUGGGGUCACUGGACUAGCUGGGAGGGAGAUUGCAAGGAGUCUGGUUUCUUCAGAAUCUCCAUGGAAGGUCUAUGGCAUAGCAAGAAAUCCAGAAAUACAACCCAUCAUCACCAUGAAAAGUUGUAAUCCUUACAAUUUCAUUUCCUGUGAUCUGCUCAACCCUUUAGAAACUCACAAGAACCUGUCUCCAUUGCAUGAUGUGACCCAUGUGUUUUGGGUCACAUGGGCAAGCCAAUUCCCACUAGACUCACAACAGUGCUGUGAGCAGAACAAAACCAUGAUGUCCAAUGCCUUGAACACCAUAAUCAUGGUGGCCAAGAAUCUUAAACAUGUCUCUCUUCAGACAGGGACAAAGCACUACAUCUCACUUCAAGCCCCUUUUGAACAAAACCAAAAACUCCAUUAUUACUACCAUGAACAAGCCCCAAGGAUCGCCAGCAAAACCCCAAAUUUCUAUUACGCUCUAGAGGAUUUACUGAUGGAGAAACUCAAUGGGAAUAAUAAGGUGUUUUGGUCUGUGCACAGGCCUGGUUUACUCCUAGGAAGCUCAACCAGAUCAUUCUAUAACUUCAUUGGAAGCUUAUGUGUUUAUGGGACUUUCUGCAAACACCUUAAGAUACCUUUUGUUUUCGGAGGAACAAGGAAGUGUUGGGAAGAAUCAUACAUUGAUGGGUCAGAUUCAAGACUAGUAGCAGAACAACACAUCUGGGCAGCAACAAAACAAGACACAGCUUGUUGCAGAAAAGGGGAAGCUUUCAAUGCAAUCAAUGGCUCAAGCUUCACAUGGAAGGAGAUAUGGCCGAUUCUGGGGAAGAAUCUUGGAGCAUAUGUUCCUGAAGAAGAAGAAGAGAUGAUUGAUGAGGGAUUCUGGUAUUGCAGAGAGAUGGGUGAUGAGAAGAAAAAGAAGAAAUUGUGGGAAGAGAUUGUGGAGAAGCAUGGAUUGGUGAAGACGAAGAUGGAAGAUUUGGCGAAUUGGGAGUUUCUUGAUGCGUUGUUUAGAUUCCCUGUGAAGUUAUUGGUGAGCCGAGACAAGGCUGAUGGGUUUGGUUUUGUUAAAAGAUGUAACACUUUGAAUUGUAUAUUGUAUUGGAUUGACUGCAUGAGAGAACAGAAACUGAUCCCUAGGCUGGAUUAUUAGAGUAGAAUAAAAAGAUGACGUUUAUCAAUGUUAUGGAUGUGUAUUUUCUUAGCAAAAGAAUUAAUGUAUCAACUUGUUAAGAAAAUAGAUAAAUGGAUUUUGUUUCAA
Molecule: messenger RNA, 1390 nt
Organism: Prosopis cineraria
Lineage: Eukaryota; Viridiplantae; Streptophyta; Magnoliopsida; Fabales; Fabaceae
Product: (S)-8-oxocitronellyl enol synthase CYC2
Exons: 2
Coding region: 74-1282 (402 amino acids)
Source: RefSeq, a predicted model, not a curated record